GUCAUCGUGUCAUACACCAACCUCAUCGACUCUCCCACCAAAUCUUUUCCUUCUUCAGAAAAACAAAACACCAAUGAUUAGUUAAAAACUCAAGCAAUGAUCUUUCUUCUUUCCUUCACAAAUUCAGUUACUUCCCAAUUUGUAUCCCUCUCCAAAUAUCCAAUUCUCAGGAAAGUACAUUACCCACAAUUCUCCACUAUGUCUACCAAUUUCUUCAAGACUCAUGCUUUUGCAGGCAACCCAAUAAAACAAAAAACCCCAAAACCAAGUGAUCCAUUUUCACCAACAUCUGCUCUUAAAACCCUUAAAACCCUUCUUUUAACACAAACCCAAGAGCCCCAUUCACCUAAUUUCAAGAUCUUGCCUUUCAGAAAAGGAAGACCUUUAGCCGGGUCAGUUAAAGAUUCAACUGACCCGAAUUGGCACUUGGGUUGGUUGAGUUUUGGUGAUUGUAAGGCUUUCUUGGAGAAAUCUGAGAUUAAUUUGAGUGAACAUUCUUUGGUUUAUUUGGGUUCUGAUGAUUCUGAAGGUGAUGGGGUUUAUGUUGUGUAUUGGGCUAUUGAUGUGACUGAGGCUGGUAGUGGAUUGGUUAAAGAAUUGGGUGGUAAGCAGUUUUGUUUUGUUGAGCUUAGGACUCUCAUGGUUGCUACUGAUUGGGAAAAUGCUUCUGCUAUGGGUCAACUUGCUAUUGCUGGUCAUGCCAGAUCAUUACUAGAAUGGCAUACGGUAUCGCGUUUUUGUGGAUUUUGUGGAGGUAAGAACAUUUUAACUGAUGCUGGGAGACGGAAACAGUGCUCUAAUGAGUUAUGCAAGAAGAAAAUCUACCCCCGAGUUGAUCCAGUUGUGAUUAUGUUAGUAAUUGACAAAGAGAAUGACCGCGUGCUAUUAAGUAGGCAGUCCAGAUUUGUGCCUCGCAUGUGGAGUUGUCUAGCUGGUUUUAUGGAGCCAGGAGAAAGUUUGGAAGAGGCUGUAAGAAGAGAAACGUGGGAGGAGACCGGUAUUGAAGUUGGACAAGUUGUUUACCAUAGUUCUCAGCCAUGGCCUGUUGGACCUAGCAGCAUGCCAUGCCAACUUAUGGUGGGAUUCUUUGCGUACGCAAAAUCGCUGGAUAUUAAUGUGGAUAAGGAGGAAUUAGAAGAUGCUAAAUGGCACAGCAGGGAAGAUGUGAAAAAGGCAAUCACAAUCGCAGAAUACAAGAAGGCACAGAGGACGGCCGCAGGUAAAGUGGACCAAAUGUGUAAGGGUGUAGAAAGAGGACAGAACUUGUCUUCCGACUUCAAUGUAGAAAGUGGGGAACUUGCUCCUAUGUUUAUCCCUGGGCCCUUUGCUAUUGCUCAUCAUCUCAUUUCCUCUUGGGUCAAUGGGGUUGAAGCACAAGUUAAACAACUCGCGAGUUCUUUCUCAAAUUUAUAGGACUUCUGUAAUUGACAUCAACAAUGUUAUUCUCAAAGCUUCUUGGGCCGCUAUCUUCAGAUACGCUGAACGAUUAAUCUUGCAGGGUGAUGAACUAUACCUUUGCUAUUGCUAGUACUGUAGAUGAGUAGUGCCGGCGAGUAUCCAAAUACGCACGUAUACGGACGUGUAUGCAUAUCAGGCGUGCAAGUAUACUUUUUAAGCAAUUGCACUUUGGCUCUUUUAUUUGUAAUUUGAAUUUUGGGUUACAGAGUUGUGGAAGAAUCCUGCUUCAUUUGUAUAAUGUUGAGUCUUCUGCUAAUUUAGGAAAACUUGUCCUCAUGAGUCGCCGUCUCACAGAGAUCUGAUCUCUGCCAUUUCUAUAGUAAGUAGUAUAUAGGUAGCAGUGAUGUUAUGGCAAUUUUGUUUAAAUUCCUUCAGAAAAGGAGACGACUGGAUUGCAGUGGUUUAGUGGAAAAACAUCAAAAGUUGCAACCAUUAAUUGAACAAUUCCUGAGGUGAAA
Lycium ferocissimum is the source of this 1916-nucleotide messenger RNA. RefSeq names its product nudix hydrolase 19, chloroplastic. Gene Ontology annotation, molecular function: NADH pyrophosphatase activity. The record is from RefSeq and is a predicted model, not a curated record. The transcript is spliced from 8 exons. Lineage: Eukaryota; Viridiplantae; Streptophyta; Magnoliopsida; Solanales; Solanaceae. Gene Ontology annotation, cellular component: cytosol. Bases 97 to 1413 code for a protein of 438 amino acids. Gene Ontology annotation, biological process: NAD+ catabolic process; NADP+ catabolic process.